This is a messenger RNA of Ananas comosus (pineapple), 1373 nucleotides long. RefSeq names its product CST complex subunit TEN1. The coding region runs from base 750 to 1127 and encodes 125 amino acids. The transcript is spliced from 4 exons. Lineage: Eukaryota; Viridiplantae; Streptophyta; Magnoliopsida; Poales; Bromeliaceae. The record is from RefSeq and is a predicted model, not a curated record. Gene Ontology annotation, cellular component: CST complex. Gene Ontology annotation, biological process: negative regulation of telomere maintenance via telomerase. Gene Ontology annotation, molecular function: single-stranded DNA binding; telomerase inhibitor activity; telomeric repeat DNA binding.
AUUUCCGAAAAAAGUCCGGAAUUGCACGUGGAGCGACCUGGUCUUUCAGUCUCGUUCCCGGUGUAUUUAUAUUUCCCGGUCGUCGUCGGCCUCCUCUCCCCUCGCUCACCGCCCCACCGCCACGUGGCUCUCCGUCUUGGGCCGAGCCUCUCCCCUCUCUCUCUCUCUCUCUUCUAAGGCCCAUUAAGAAGCCCGGCCCCGUCCCACUUCAACAAUCUGCGAUUCGCACGGUCUCUUCCCCCUCUCUACCUUUCGCCCACCAAGUGUUCGGCAAUAUGCUUCUGGGGAAAAGUCUCCAUUUUAGAGUUUAAUUUUGCCGAUUUAUUUGUCGAUGUCGAAUUGAAUCCUUAUUUGUGUUAUGAUACUGAGGAAUUAAAAAGUCCAUUUUUUGGAACUAUUAAAAUUGAUGAAAUUUCCAUCGAUUCCGAAGCAUCGAAUGAUUUCUCUACUCAUUCCAAGAAGAGAUCCUCGUUUCUAGUUGAAUGCAGUUGAACUCUAUGCAGAUUAUUCGUUCAACCGGUGCGCAAAUGUUAACCGAUGUUCGGUAUUCAGAUGCAUCAAUUCAGAUAAGUUCAAUAUCAGUUGAUAUAUUAUGUUGCUGUUGAACGUUAUGCUCUGCUUUAUAGCAUUAAUUCUGUGGUAUUUUUAGAUUCUAUAUUUAAAUGUGUUGAUAUGUCCAUAAUUGAUUUGGCCAUUUGUGAUUAGGUCUUUCGUAUUCUGUUGGCGAACAUUAUAAGCUUGGUGAUUUGAUGGCCUCGUCUGCUAUAAAACCGGGCACGCUUGUCACUUUGCAAGAGUUAGAGCCUUCCUCUCCUAUGUUUAAGCAAGGUGCAUCUCUUCGAGUUACCGGAAAGCUUCAGGAGUAUAGUGUGGAGACUGCCGUUGCUGUUAUUUCCGACAGCGGCGCGAGCCUCAAGAUUGAUACCCGACACUUGAGGGACGUUGUUUUCCGAAUUGGCUCCAUCUACCAGUUCAUUGGUGAACUCCUCAUUCAAUCAGAUGAUGAUGCAAUCUUGCAAGCACGGGUGGGGAGGAAUGUAGACGGGAUCGACCUCAAUCUCUACUACCAAUCUCUACAACUCCGUCGACAAUUCGAAGCUGAAUUCUCGAAUUCAACAAGAACUUGAUGUCCUGUUUUGAAUUGGUGGUAUCAUUUAGUGGUAUCAAUUAAUGUGAAUGCGGUGUUUGCCAUCACAAGUUAGUGGUAUCAAUUUGCCAUCACAAGUUAGUGGUAUCAAUUAAUGUGAAAGCGGUAUUUGCCAUCACCAGUUAGGCUAGGCUUUUCACUCGGUCACAAUUAGUACUUUGAUUCAUGCUCUGAUUUGAACAGCUAUCUUCCUUAAUUAUGACAUUUUCAGUAUUUUGUUGACUAA